This is a messenger RNA of Penicillium odoratum, 1035 nucleotides long. RefSeq names its product NADPH:quinone oxidoreductase family protein. The transcript is spliced from 2 exons. Gene Ontology annotation, molecular function: zinc ion binding; oxidoreductase activity. The coding region runs from base 1 to 1035 and encodes 344 amino acids. Lineage: Eukaryota; Fungi; Ascomycota; Eurotiomycetes; Eurotiales; Aspergillaceae. Gene Ontology annotation, cellular component: mitochondrion. The record is from RefSeq and is a predicted model, not a curated record.
AUGCGCGCCGUCCAAGUCAGCGAAUAUGUCAAGGGACCUCUCGACCUAAAAGUCUCCACCAUCCCAACUCCAACCCCAGCACCGGAUAAAUACCUCAUCGAGAUCCAUUCCGCCGGUACCAAUUUCUUCGAUAUUCUUCAAAUCCAAGGGAAAUACCAACACCAACCACCUCUUCCCUGGGUUGGUGGUGCCGAGUUCGCAGGUACUGUUAUCGCGGUACCUACUUCAUCUUCGACUUCGGCCUUCAAGUUCAAGGUUGGGGAUCGGGUUUUCGGCGCUACACAAGGUGCUUAUGCUACGCACGUCCUCGCUCCGGAAAGUACAUUACUCCCCGUGCCUGCGGGGUGGAGUUUCGAAGAUGCAGCCGGGUUAUUCGUUACGGCUCCUACGUCCUAUGGAGGACUUGUACACCGUGCUGGCGUGAAAGCCGGUGAUUGGGUUCUUGUGCAUGCGGCUGCUGGGGGUGUUGGAUUGGCCGCAGUUCAGAUUGCGAAGGCGAAGGGGGCGAUUGUUAUUGCGACGGCUGGAACGAAGCGGAAGAGGGAAAUAGCGAUGGAGUUUGGGGCUGAUUAUGUGGUUGAUUAUACGGAUAAGAACUGGCCGGAGGAGGUUAAGAAGCUUUGUGCGGAGAAGAGGAGUGGGAAUGGGAAGGCUGGAGUGGAUAUUGUUUAUGAUCCUGUUGGGUUAAUUGAGAUGAGUUUGAAGUGUGUGGCGUGGAAUGCGAGGUUGUUGGUUAUUGGGUUCGCAGCGGGAAAGAUUGAGAAGGUUGCGUUGAAUCGGGUGUUGUUGAAAAAUGUUAGUUUGGUGGGGUUGCAUUGGGGACAGUAUGCGAAGUUUGAGACGGAGACUGUUGGGGAGGUAUGGAAGGGGAUCUUUGAUCUUGUUGCUAAGGGUCAGUUCCGUGGAACGGCUUUUAAGGAUGAGAGUUUCGUCGGGUUGGAGAGUGUGCCAAGAGCUUUGCAGGCGCUUGGUGGACGUGAGACUUGGGGGAAGGUUGUUGUGAAUGUGGUUGGUGAGGCUAAGAGUCGGCUGUAG